Molecule: messenger RNA, 2558 nt
Organism: Copidosoma floridanum
Lineage: Eukaryota; Metazoa; Arthropoda; Insecta; Hymenoptera; Encyrtidae
Product: WD repeat domain phosphoinositide-interacting protein 3
Molecular function (GO): protein binding
Source: RefSeq, a predicted model, not a curated record
GCGCCGUCAAAAAGUGUAUUGUCGCAUGCACUGUACGUCUGUACCAGAGAGGGUGACACCGUGACACGAAGCUCUGACUUCCGCGGGUAAAGUCAUAUUUUUCGUCGAGGGGGUAAUUGACCUCCUACGUCAACAAAACGUAAAAUUCCACAGGAAGGUAACAUCUGCCGAAGCACCGAGGAAUCCUUUAAACGAUGCUCACGUGGAUUCAAUUGUUAAAAAUCCGAUAAACACGAUACGCAAGAGCUGUGAGAGUUGUGACUGUGUAUAGUUUUUUGUGUUUGUUUUUCUCCGUAUCUCAGCGGCGGAACUGUUAACGUGGACGGCUACGACGACAACACGCAGCCAUGAACCUUACGGCUGGAAAUCCCAACAACAACGGCCUUCUUUUCGCCGCCUUCAAUCAGGAUCAAGGAUGUUUUGCGUGUGGGAUGGAAAACGGCUACAGAGUCUUCAACUGCGAUCCUCUGAGGGAAAAAGAGAGACACAAUUUUGCACAAGGUGGCCUAGGAUACGUUGAGAUGCUCUUUAGGUGUAAUUAUUUGGCAAUAAUCGGGGGAGGAAAAAAUCCAAUGUUCCCUACAAACAAAGCUGUAAUAUGGGACGACAUCAAGAAAACAGCUGCUAUUAUCAUGGAAUUCAGCACAACUGUUAAAGGAGUCAGAUUGAGAAGAGACAGGAUCGUCAUAAUCUUGGAAGGGAUUAUAAAAGUCUACACGUUUACUCAGACCCCUCAACAGUUGCAUGUCUUUGAAACAAAUCCCAAUCCCAAAGGCUUGUGUGUCCUCAGUCCUAACAGCAGUAACUCUUUGCUGGCGUUCCCUGGAAGAAAAGACGGCCAUGUGCAAAUUGUAGACUUGGCAAACACGGAAAAACAGCCUUUGAACAUAGAAGCACAUGAAACACCUCUGUCAUGUAUAGCGUUGAACUUACAAGGAACUCGGUUGGCAACAGCCUCAGAAAAAGGAACGCUAAUAAGGAUAUUUGACACACAAAGUGGCCAGAUGGUCAAUGAGUUUAGACGAGGAGCUCAUCAUGCCAAUAUUUAUUGCAUCAACUUCAAUCAUGACUCAACGAUGCUGUGUGUGGCCAGUGAUCACGGGACCGUUCACAUCUUUGCGGUAGAAGAUCCCAAAUUGAAUCGACAAUCAAGUUUAGCCUCUGCCACGUUUUUACCCAAGUACUUUGCUUCUCAUUGGAGUUUUUGCAAGUUCGAGGUUCCAGGCGGACCUCAGUGCAUAUGUGCUUUUGGGACCGACAACAACAGCAUCAUUGUGAUUUGCGCGGACGGCAGUUACUACAAGUUCGUAUUCAACAACAAGGGCGAAUGCAAGAGAGACGUCUACGAGCAGUUCCUGGAGAUGAGCGAUGACAAGCUGUGAUUCUCCAUAGCCGAUUUUAUGCCCAAGACAAGAGAUAUAGACUCCUGCGUGCGUAAAACGACAUGAGAAACUGUGAUUGCUGCAAACGCGCGCUCAGCAGCUUAUACACACACAUAUAUACGUCGCUUCCGUUUUGCGCUCGAUCAUUCGCUAUACAGCUUAAACGAACACGUAAUGAUAUGUCUGUUGUUGAAAUGUUUAUACGAUAUAAAUAUAUACAUAUAUACAUCCGUUUUAUCAAAGCCAGCAUGAUUGAAUUGUUGAUGGACGCGUUAUAUAUACGAGAGCGUCUGGUCAUCGAUAUGUUAUUAUAAUAGUUCAUAAGUUCAAAAAAAAUGUUUGUUAUUGCAUGUGCAGUAUUCGAGUUUAUGUCGAAAUUUUUUAUGAAAGUUUUUCCGAUCGAUUAAAGUGUGUACGAAAAAUGAUAAUUAACGUCAAAAUGAUUUAUUUGAGCCUGAUACUCAUAAAUUACAUACAACAAGUAUGAAACAUACUGUAUUGUGAACCAAUAUUUGCGAAUAUAUCAUGAUUAAAAUGUUGAGAAUCAUUUUUAAUUACAAAUGACAAGUUUAGCCAAGUACGGAACGUAUGUAGUUAGCCAAUAGAAACACUUAGCAUGAAAAAUCGCUCUUGUCGAAAUCAUAUCAAUUGAAAAUGGUUGGAUCAUGAAGCGUGUGAUAAAAUUGUUUAAGGACCCUACUUAGAACUUGGAUUUACAUUGCGUCCCAUGGAUGUAAGAGGUACCGUCACAACCAGUUGCAGUGAUGCUGCUUAACCAAGUGUGUCUUAUUCAGUUCAAUUUAAAUGCGAAGACUUUAUAUUUGAAUUAAUAGUAGAACGACUUUCCCUACCUUUUUCUGUGUCCAAAGCUCUUUGCCAGCCCAAUCACGACCACAUGUUCAUACUGUGACGUAGUCUUGGUGAUUCAUUAUCUUACAGCUACUACGAUACAAUUGUACUUAUUAAUGAGGAAAGUGACUGUAAGCGCCCUUGUUUGACGAUUUGUGUACGAUCUGCGGGAUCGUCGCAAAAAAUCGCAUAAUAAAACGCUUUGCGAAAGGUUUUUUUACUCAACAUUUUUUUUCUUAUUUAAUUAUUAAAACAUCUCAAGAAAUUCAGUAAUUCUUUGUCUGCGUGAUUCAACACAAUCGAUAAUAAAAUAGAUGCCUCAACAGA